UUUAGCAUUGUGAAAGUAAUUCAUUUAUGAGCGUGUACAUAUAUAUAUAUAUAUUCAAAUUUUGUACAUACAUAUUCAGUGCGAAUAUAGAUACAUUACCUUUUCUAAGUAUGCCCGUAGGUGUUAUAACUCGUAGCUUAAACAAGAAUUUUUGUAUUGCUUUAGCAGUAAACAAAUUAUACCUAUAUAAACUAUAAAUAUAUACGUAUUCAUAAAAACAAAUCAAAAAUCAAAUUGUAUAAAAGGAUUCUUAUAGAAGUCAACGUUACUAUUAACUGGCUGUGGAAAUCUAUGGAAUUGAGUUAAAGUAAAUGAACUUCGCUCCUACACAUUUAAACCGCUGUGGAUCCUCCGGACAUCUUUAAAGUGAGUUCAAAACGGAUCGGAUGAUGGAUAUAAUAGUUUUAAACAAAAGUUUUCCAUGAAUUUUGCAGAGUUAGUGGAAUGUUCCAAAACCCCAUCGCAGUGUGCAGGGGUGAAGGUACUUACCCUCAUUCUUCGUCAAUCAACAACCGGAACUUUGAGCUUUUAUUGAGCACUAGCGAUUGAUUAUUGAGGUAUUUUUUCGGUCAGUACUUUCAUUGGUUUUGUAAAAUGUAUUACCUUGAUUAAAUUGAAUAAUAAUCAAUUGGCAAGUUUAUUGUGAGAAAUUUGCACGCUCUUAUCAUUUUUUUUUUUUUGGUUUUUGAUAAUUUCGUGGACAAUGGACAAAAGUGUAUAAAUACAUAAAAUUGCUCAAAAGAGCACUUAGAACUAAUAUAGCAGGCAAAAUGGAUGGCAAAUUGAUUUUCUUGCUAUUUUCUAUGCAACUAUGGCACUUCAGCAUUUCAAGUGAAAUACCUGAUGUUUUGGUGCAUUCAAGUGAAUUAGGAAAAUGCGUUAGCAGCUGCAAGGAUUUCCCAAUCAAAAUUGGCAAUAAACUGUACCACAUCGAGUCCAAAUUGAAGGUGAACUGGUUUCAGGCAGCGGAGAAUUGUCGCAAGUGGGGCGGACAUUUGCUUAACAUAGAGAACAGUAUUGAAAUGGACGUGAUAGUGUCCAUUGUGCCCGCUAAUCGUUUCUGGACAUCCGCAAACUGCUUGGCCGAGCCUGGAAACUUUAUUUCGAUAGCAACCGGAGAGGCCAUGCCUUACUAUAGAUGGAAGGCUGGGCUACCGGACAAUGAGUCUGGAAAUGAAUACUGUGCCGAAGUUGCCGCAGGCGGCCUGAAUGAUGAAGUUUGUGAAACCCUCCUGAAUUAUGUGUGCCAGGCGAACAUCCUAUAAGAAUGCUAAUUUACAAUUAAUAUGAAUAUUAUUCUUUUUAA
This is a messenger RNA of Drosophila virilis, 1306 nucleotides long. The record is from RefSeq and is a predicted model, not a curated record. NCBI's taxonomy places the organism in Eukaryota, Metazoa, Arthropoda, Insecta, Diptera, Drosophilidae.